This is a messenger RNA of Manihot esculenta (cassava), 3619 nucleotides long. Its product is annotated as kinesin-like protein KIN-14Q. Gene Ontology annotation, molecular function: microtubule binding; microtubule motor activity; ATP binding. NCBI's taxonomy places the organism in Eukaryota, Viridiplantae, Streptophyta, Magnoliopsida, Malpighiales, Euphorbiaceae. The record is from RefSeq and is a predicted model, not a curated record. Bases 254 to 3295 code for a protein of 1013 amino acids. Gene Ontology annotation, biological process: microtubule-based movement. The transcript is spliced from 15 exons.
AAAAAUACUAAAUAAAUAUAACAAGAAAAAUACAAAAGCUUCAUUAUUUUUAAAAGUUUUUAUUAAAAUAAAAUAAAUUGACCCACUGAGAGGGCAUGAGUAUAAGAAGGGCGUGUCCGGUUCAAAAAUUUCAAAUUUGAAAACAGAACAAACGGUCAACUUUUUCUCAAUUGCACAACGCAGAUUGAAUGCUCUUGCCUUUUCUUUUUACUUUUUAAUAUUAUUACAUAUUCAAAUCCAACAGUACUCAUCAAUGGAAGAUCACACUCAUCAAUGGCAGGACUCUGAUCCACUUCUCCUCACUGACGUUUCAUGCCACUACACUCAACCUCAUUCUCCAAGAUCUUCGACUUUCAAUAUGGAGGAUCCUGAUUCUUCUUCCAACCCAGAUAACGGUCGCUCCGUGCUCGGUUUUUCUUUAACAUCUCCUGAUCUGGUUAUUUGCGGGGGUUCCCCUGAGAUACCGAUGACUAUCUGUGGAGAUUCCCCUGAAUUCUCGGAAAGGAACAAGUAUAAGUGUUCUUUUGAGCUCUCUCUAGAGAAUGGUAUCAAGGAUACUGAUACCAAAGAUACCCAUAAAUCCCCAUCUGUAAAGUUUUCUUCAAUAUGCCAAACAUUUGACAGAGAAUUGUCUCCUGAAUCUUCCUUGGAGCUCCUUGUAGAGCCAUCAGAGGGAGAGAAAUUCCCAGAAAACCACCCAUCUGCUGGAAGUAUCAAAGCAGAAUCCACUGAUGUGGAAGCUCAAUUGUUGAAACCAAUGGGAACCUCUGAAGCGGCAGAAUGCAACUCACCUAAACAAGGUAAUAGUGAGCAAGAAGUGAAAGGAGAUUACCAGGAGCUACUUAGACUUGUUGAGUUUCAGAAAAGGGAACUAAUGGAGACGAGGAGGGCAUUGGAGGAAUUUAAGAAGGAAAAUCAACUUAAGGAUAGGGAAUGCCAAGAUGCUUGGAAAUCUUUACAGGAUCUCCAGAAUGAGCUUAUGCGCAAGUCUAUGCAUGUUGGGUCCUUGGCAUUUGCCAUUGAGGGACAAGUGAAAGAGAAGAGCAAAUGGUUUUCAUCAUUGAGGGACAUGACUAGGAAACUGAAGCUUAUGAAAAUGGAGCACAUAAAGCUAUCAGAGGAGGCAUCUGGAUUUAAGAAGUGCCUUACUGAUAUGGAGGAUAUGAGGUCUGCCAUUCAGUCCAAGAUGAAGGAGCAAAUAGAUUUGCAUGAAGAUCUCAAGAUUAAAUUUGUUGAAGGGGCCAGGGAACAAAAGGAACUGUACAAUAAGGUUUUAGAGUUGAAAGGAAACAUUAAAGUAUUUUGCCGAUGCAGGCCAUUAAAUGCUGAAGAACUUUCAUUAGGUGCUUCAAUGGCUAUUGAUUUCGAAUCUGCUAAAGAUAGUGAGCUCACUGUAAUUUCAAAUGGGGUACCCAGAAAAACCUUCAAGUUUGAUGCUGUCUUUAGCCCUCAAGCAGAUCAAGCUGAUGUUUUUAAAGACACUGCUCCAUUUGCAAUCUCUGUUUUGGAUGGGUUCAAUGUAUGCAUAUUUGCUUAUGGACAAACUGGAACUGGGAAAACGUUUACAAUGGAGGGUUCAGCAGAAGCUCGCGGGGUGAACUUUAGGAUCCUUGAGGAGAUAUUUCGCGUUAUUAAGGAGCGCCACAUGCUAUUUCACUACGAUGUAUCAGUGAGCGUUCUAGAGGUAUAUAAUGAGCAAAUACGAGAUUUGCUGGGUUCAGGCUCCCAGCCAGGAGUGGCUGCAAAGAGGUUGGAAAUCAGGCAAGUGGGUGAAGGUCUGCAUCAUGUCCCAGGUUUGGUCGAAGCACAGGUAAACAGCAUAAGUGAGGCUUGGGAAGUUCUACAAACUGGAAGUAAUGCAAGAGCAGUUGGCUCAACAAAUGCCAAUGAGCAAAGCAGCCGAUCCCAUUGCAUUCACUGCGUGAUGGUGAAAGGAGAGAAUUUAUUGAAUGGGGAAUGUACAAAGAGCAAGUUAUGGUUGGUUGAUCUAGCAGGGAGUGAACGAAUAGCAAAAACAGAAGCCCAAGGAGAGAGGCUCAAGGAAACUCAAAAUAUCAACAGAUCCUUAUCUGCACUUGGUGAUGUCAUAUCUGCUCUUGCAACUAAAAGCCCCCACGUCCCAUUCAGGAAUUCCAAGCUCACCCAUCUGCUUCAAGAUUCCUUAGGAGGAGAUUCAAAGACACUCAUGUUUGUACAGAUAAGCCCCAUUGAAAAUGACCUGGGUGAGACCCUAUGCUCACUGAACUUUGCGAGCAGAGUGAGAGGGAUUGAGUUGGGUCCUGCAAAAAGGCAAUUGGACACUACUGAACUUCUCAGAUACAAACAGAUGGCUGACAAAUCAAAACAAGACUUAAAGACUAAAGAUAUUCAAAUCAAGAAAAUGGAGGAGACUAUUCAUGGAUUAGACAUGAAGGUGAAAGAAAAAGACCUCAGAAAUAAGAACCUUCAGGAAAAGGUAAAGGAGCUGGAGUCACAACUGCUAAUUGAAAGGAAGCUAGCACGUCAGCAUGUAGACUUAAAGAUAGCAGAGCAACAGAACCAACAAAUGAAAAUGCAGCAAGAUGAGCAAGCAGCACCGAGGCCACCAUUCGCAAACAGACUAUUAGGAAGUAACAAGAAUUCCAAUGAACAUAAAACUAUUUCAACGGGCAACGAUCAAGUAAAUUCCUGUCAACCACUUGCGGAGAACAACAGCUACAAACCUACACUUCUUCCCCUUCUAACAGAUGACAUUGCCAAGUAUAUUGAUCCCACAGAAAAAGAAAACAACCCAGAGAUGACUGAACAACUAGCAUUGCCAAAGAGAACUGGCAGAGCCUCAAUUUGCACAACAGCACAACGGAUCCCAGUAGCUCCAGCUCCACGACGCACCUCACUUAUUCCCCUACCAAACGUGCGCGGUUUAGCUCAGCUGGCACCGCAACUUGUACCAUUGUCAUUAUGCAAUGAUGAUAUGCAAGAAGAAACAGAAGGGUCUGAAGCUAACUGCACGCCAGAGCAAAUUAGCAAUAGUCCUAAAGGAAAAAAACAAGGCACCAGAAAGCUAAGCAGCAUAUUGAGACGAAGCAUUCAAAAGAAAGCUCAGACUCCAGCACAGCAACAUCUAAGGAAAGGAGGUAUAAAUGUUGGGAUGGAGAAGGUAAGGGUCUCCAUUGGAAGUAGAGGGAAGAUGGGUCAUAGGGUAUUGCUAGGCAAUGGCAGAAGAGGAGGAAUGAAGGAUACUCAGCAGAACAGGAAUCAAAGGGAAAAGGAGAGAGGAUGGAAUAUUGGAACGGUUGGAAGAACUGGAAUUUGAAGAUUGUGUUAUUUAUGACUUAAAUUUUCUUUCAUGAGAGAAGGAGAAAAAAAGAAUCAGCUUUUAUUGAUUCUUUGUAGUGCUAAAUCAUCUGUUUGAAUCCAUGUAAUUGAAUGGUUGAUGUACAGCAUGUGCUUCUUGCAAGAAUUCAAAUAUUCUUUUGUGGGCUAUUUACUAUUAUAACAAUUGAAAUAUUGAAAACUCUAUCCGAGUCGGUGUCACCCAAUCAAUUCAAACAUGUCAGGUUAAAAGUCAUGGUAGAAUGCAUGAUGAGCUUAUUGAUUUGUUCACAUCUUAAAGUUGUUGUGUUUGGUUUUGAAAAGA